AUGGCUUCGACUCGUGCAUUUGGAAUUUUCAAUCAUCAAAACCGAACAAAUGGAAACAACAUCUUGGGAAAAAAUGCUCAGCUAUUGAAACCUGGCGAGACUCGCACGACGGCAGCCUUCGCCCUGAAGGAUCUCACUAACAGCAACAAGGCUCAGCGUAUUUCAGUGCACCAGGAUGGAAAGGAAAAGGCCGCCAGCAUACACGGAAAAUCGUUGAAAUCCACCACGAACAGCGUGUUGCAAAUGAUAUGCAACGACAUGACGAAGGACACCCCUAAGAAACCAUCACAUAUAACGGAGGAUACGUUCGCGCCGCAAAAUGCCGAAUAUGCCUGGGGUCAGGCGGCUUGUCUGCGAGAUGAUCUCCUGGAGCAGAUGAUCGACUUCGUUGGGAUGCCUUGCGAGAUCAAACGAAAGCCACUAAAACCCACGCCACCGAAGGAUCCGCUGGAUCUGCCGGAUCUGAUGUGGGAUGACUACGCGUGGCCAGCUUCGAGGAAGGACCGAUUUGAUCCAGUCAAACCAAUGGAUCUGCCCGAAGAUGAUUUACCCCUGAAGGAUAUUCAAGAGUUGGAAUUCUUAUUCUAAUAUGUGUUUAUUUUCGUUUCAUUUGUACAGUAUUUUUAAACGUUAGUGUAUCUGAUAUCCUUUUUCUUCGAGUAGGAGGAGUGUACCAGUUUGCGCUAGAAUACAUGUUGUGAAUUUUCUA
Anopheles nili is the source of this 709-nucleotide messenger RNA. RefSeq lists its product as uncharacterized. Lineage: Eukaryota; Metazoa; Arthropoda; Insecta; Diptera; Culicidae. The transcript has 2 exons. Bases 1 to 588 code for a protein of 195 amino acids. The record is from RefSeq and is a predicted model, not a curated record.